UAAUAGUUAGAAACGAAUGUAUGUAACUACUCUAUAUAACUACUUUGAACUUUAUCACAAUAUGCUAAUAUUUUGAGAAGGACCUGUAGAUGAAUGGUCCUAAUCCCGAAAUCCUAAAUGUUGAAGUAGGUUUAAAAACACAAGCCACAGCACAAAGAGUAAAACAUGAAAAUGAAAGAGCCUGAACAGAGGCUAAAGCACAAUAUAGUAAAUCACAAUUUCGGUUUUCGUAUUUUAUUGCCUAAAUAAUAUAACGUUACUUGACAUUUUAUUAAAUUGAAAGAGUAGCAUUAUACAAAAGCAAAGUAAUAAAAAACAAAGAACAGUUCAAGGUAAGGAGCAGUUCAAAAGAAUCGAUACGUUCGUGAACGUCACAUCACUAGUUUUCACUUUUCUUUCCUGUAGUCUGGGACUUUUCAGAGAUCCGUGCCACUGAAGCCUGUUGUGAAGCUGGUGAUCCGGUGAUGUUUGACGGGAAGUCUUGGAACAGAGCAUGGCUCCACCUAAUGCUGUUUUCAUUGGGCGGACUCAACUGUCACUGCCAAUCUCAAAGCAAAGGCUUUUCGAAGCAGCUGACACUCUUUUUGGUUGGAAAAACUGGCUCAGGAAAGAGUUCGUCAGGAAACACCAUCUUGGGGCGCUCGUACUUUAGAGAAGAAGCCUCAGCGGAGUCGGUGACAAAAAACUGUGAGCGCCAAGAGCAACUGGAAGGAGACAGGAACAUCGUUGUGAUUGACUCUCCAGGAUUAUAUGAUACGGAUAAAACACAAAACAAACUCAAAGAAAACAUUGAGCAGUGUGUUAAGCUGUCAGUUCCUGGACCCCAUGCUUUUCUGUUAGUGAUUAACUUAAAGUCAAGAUUUACAAAAGAGGAACAAGACACAGUGAAGUGGAUCCAGGAUAACUUUGGCUCUGCUGCUGCUGAUUACACCAUAGUCCUGUUCACUCAUGCGGAUUUGCUGAGAGGUAAAUCUGUUGAGGACUAUGUGGCAGGAAGCAAACAGCUACAGAGUCUGAUAGACCAGUGUGGAGGAAGGUACCACUCGUUAAUCAAUGACCAGGGCUCCAACAGAAAACAGGUCACAGAACUUCUGGAGAAAAUAGAUCAAAUGGUUAAAUUAAAUGGGGAACAUUAUUACACCAAUAGUAUGUACUAUAAAGCCCAAAGGGAACUUGAGGAGGAGGAGGAAAGAGCAUGGUGGGAGAAAGAAGAGAGGAGAAAAAAGGAAGGGAGGAGUAAGUAUAAACCUGAGUGUGAAGGAGAUAGACAGCAGGAAAGAGAGAAGAGGGACAGAAAUCGAUUUCUUUGGUGUAAAGGAUUGAAUCUUGCUUCUAUAGUAAUGAUUUUGACUAAGAAUACCUACUUUAUGGCAGCAGGGGCUGUGCUUGGUUUUUUUGUCGAAGACUGUGAACUCAUAAAACACAUUUAGUUAAAGGAGUGGGACAUAUGACAGUAUGACCCAAUAUAUCCCACAUAUGAAUGGAUGAACACAACAGUAAAUAAAUUGAUUAAUCGGGACACUGGCAGAAGACAAAAUCUGAUCUACAAAAAAUAAAAACAUUAAAUCCAACCCUUGGACGUAUACUUUUAAUCUCUCUUAAGGCUUUGCGCAUGUUUUUUCCUUCAUGAUAGUAUUUUUUAUUUAUUUUGUGCAUAUCAACAGUUUAUGUUUUUCUGCUUAGAUGUAUUUACCUAACAGUAAAACGUGUUUACCAGCAUAGUGACAAGUCUGUCACAUCUCUAAUGUAAGUGUUACACUUCCUGAAUAAUGUAUUUACUUUACUUUUUUAAUCUGACCACUCUAUUUGUAAUUUUUUUGCUAUUGCCUCUAUGAGUAAGUGAGAAAGAAAUUUUGCAUGUGUUAAUGGGAUGUCAAAAGUUGAACAGGGAUUAAAUGAUAUCUGCAUGAACUGACUUCCAUAAACUGGGAAAGUUUCUGUUUGGUAAUAAUUUCUCAAAUCUCAAAAAUAACAAGAAAAACUGUAACUGUGAACAUUGGAAUGGAAAACUGUUGCCUUAAAGGACUGUAAUUAGGUGCAAAUUGAAAAAAAUAAUGGUGUUUAAUAGUGAGAAACGAAUGUAUGUAACUACUCUAUAUAACUACUUCAGUUCUGCAUUUAAGGUUCUUCGGAUUCAGGAAAAAAACGCGACUUGGGGUAAUCAAGUGGUUUUAUUUUAACCUUCUAUUCAAAAGGGUUUGCUAAGAAUAUGAUUUAAAAAUGUGUCAGGAUGAAAGGUUCUUCGUUUUAAAUGUUUUUAAAUGGAGGUCAUAGGGUUACAUUGAAAGUGGAUUGAGAGGACGGUUCCCAUGUUUUAAAGAUUUGGAAUGAUUUGUAUCAGUUUUGCUGUAUUUUAUUAAUUUCAAACCCUUUCUAUUUUAAUAAAAUGCUUAUUUGAA
Girardinichthys multiradiatus is the source of this 2399-nucleotide messenger RNA. RefSeq names its product GTPase IMAP family member 9-like. Gene Ontology annotation, molecular function: GTP binding. The record is from RefSeq and is a predicted model, not a curated record. Bases 465 to 1430 code for a protein of 321 amino acids. The transcript is spliced from 3 exons. NCBI's taxonomy places the organism in Eukaryota, Metazoa, Chordata, Actinopteri, Cyprinodontiformes, Goodeidae.